AUGGGGGCGCGCGCCAGCAGGUGGGAGGAGAGGACGGAAGGCCGGGCAGUGCUGCCGCGAGCCCAGGAGGGACGAGGGCCCCGGGAAAGACCGUCGUGCUGGGAAGAAGACAGUCACCGGGACCUGGACGACAGCAGUGCCACCAGCAGCGUGGAGCGUGGCCCAGCGGGGUCCUGGCAGCACAGGGAGGGCCUGCAGACCCCACGACCUGCACCUGCCCUCGCCACACCCGGCCACCCGUCCUGCUGGGAGCGCAUGCCCGGGGCCUGUCACUGCAGCAGGGGGCCGUGCCGGGAAAUGACGCCCAGCCGGUCCCCUCUGACGACGACACCCGCGAACACGGCUCAAAAGACAGCGACCCAGUCAGCGGGCACGUGCCACGUGCCACCCAUGCCUCCUGGGGCUGUGCUGAGCCCACCUGAGCCGGGACCCCGUCCAGCAGAGACACUGGACGGAGGAGACGUGGGUGACGGCCAUGGAGGCGGAGUGCCUGUGAGGCUGCGCCAUGCUCUGCCUCCCCGGGUCCGCUGGGGUCCCGCCCUGGUUCCCUGCUAUCUCACCAAAGUGCGACAAGCCCUGACACAGUCCAGCCACGCUUCACGGUUCUUGACUCAGACCGUUCCUUCAACUGCAAAAGCCGCUGAACGGUCUCUGGAUCAGCGUCUCAUGCUGUCACGGCCACUGCUGCAGGGAAGUCUCAUCAUUGCACGCUACUCGGGGACCCGAGAGUCUGAUCCUGACCUGCACACGCACGAGAGGAGGGAUGAGACAGUGUGUGAUGACACGUGCGUGCAGGGGCAGAGGAGGAAGAGCGGGCUAGAGGGUCUGCUUAUAUACCACCAUUCCUCCUCAGACUCCUCCUCGGCCUCCUCCUCGGCCUCCCCCUCGGCCUCCCCUUCGGCCUCCUCCUCGGUCUCCUCCUCGGUCUCCUCCUCGGCCUCCUCCUCGAUCUCCUCCUCGACCUCCUCCUCGACCUCCUCCUUGGUCUCCUCCUCGGCCUCCUCCUGGGCCUCCUCCUCGACCUCCUCCUCGGUCUCCUCCUCGACCUCCUCCCCGGCCUCCUCCUCGGCCUCCUCCUCGGCCUCCUCCUCAGUCUCCUCCUCGGCCUCCUCCUCGGCCUCCUCCUCAGUCUCCUCCUCGGCCUCCUCCUCGGCCUCCUCCUCAGUCUCCUCCUCGGCCUCCUCCUCGGCCUCCUCCUCAGUCUCCUCCUCGGCCUCCUCCUCGGCCUCCUCCUCAGUCUCCUCCUCGGCCUCCUCCUCGGCCUCCUCCUCAGUCUCCUCCUCGGCCUCCUCCUCGGCCUCCUCCUCAGUCUCCUCCUCGGCCUCCUCCUCGGCCUCCUCCUCAGUCUCCUCCUCGGCCUCCUCCUCGGCCUCCUCCUCAGUCUCCUCCUCGGCCUCCUCCUCGGCCUCCUCCUCAGUCUCCUCCUCGGCCUCCUCCUCGGCCUCCUCCUCAGUCUCCUCCUCGGCCUCCUCCUCGGCCUCCUCCUCAGUCUCCUCCUCGGCCUCCUCCUCGGCCUCCUCCUCAGUCUCCUCCUCGGCCUCCUCCUCGGCCUCCUCCUCAGUCUCCUCCUCGGCCUCCUCCUCGGCCUCCUCCUCAGUCUCCUCCUCGGCCUCCUCCUCGGCCUCCUCCUCCUCCUCCUCGGCCUCCUCCUCGGCCUCCUCCUCAACUUCCUCCUCAGCCUCCUCCUCCUCGGCCUCCUCCUCAACUUCCUCCUCAGCCUCCUCCCCGACCUCCUCCUCCUCGGCCUCCUCCUCAGCCUCCUCCUCCUCGGCCUCCUCCUCGGUCUCCUCCUCGGCCUCCUCCUCGGUCUCCUCCUCGACCUCCUCCUCGGCGAUGNCGGCCUCCUCCUCGGCCUCCUCCUCAACUUCCUCCUCAGCCUCCUCCUCGGCCUCCUUUUUGGCCUCCUCCCCGACCUCCUCCUCCUCGACUUCCUCCUCAGUCUCCUCCUCAGUCUCCUCCUCGGUCUCCUCCUUGGCCUCCUCCUCGGCCUCCUCCUCAGUCUCCUCCUCGGCCUCCUCCUCGGCCUCCUCCUCGGUCUCCUCCUCGACCUCCUCCUCAGUCUCCUCCUCGGCCUCCUCCUCAGCCUCCUCCUCGGCCUCCUCCUCAGCUUCCUCUCUCCCCCCCACCUUCCUUGCUCCCCUGACGUGA
Molecule: messenger RNA, 2148 nt
Organism: Galeopterus variegatus (Sunda flying lemur)
Lineage: Eukaryota; Metazoa; Chordata; Mammalia; Dermoptera; Cynocephalidae
Exons: 8
Coding region: 1-2148 (715 amino acids)
Source: RefSeq, a predicted model, not a curated record